UGGCAGGCUAGCGGCGAAUCGCUAAGUCUUCCCUCUUGGAAUGAUCAGGAACUGGUAGACGACCUGCUUUCCGGUGACGGGCCCGGCAGAGGCGGUGCGGGAUUUUCCCUGGUCAAGGCCUUACUUCCCGUGUCGGAUCCCCCAUUUGGCACAAUUCAGUGGGCGUGCUCCACCCGCUACAAGACGGAGCUGUGCAUGAGCUACGCCUCCACGGGCUCAUGCCGCUACGCCGAGCGCUGCACUUUCGCCCACGGCCUGUGUGACCUUCACGUACCCUUCCGCCACCCAAAGUACAAGACCAAACCGUGCCGCAGCUACCACGGGCUGGGCCGCUGCCAUUACGGCAGCCGCUGCUGCUUUGUCCACGGCGCCGCGGAGCGUCGGCCGGCGCAACGCGACGAUUUCCGCCACGCCAACGUGCCCUGCCGCACUUUUAGUAAAUUUGGCAUCUGCCCUUACGGGGCGCACUGCCACUUCUUGCAUGUCGAGGGCGCCCCCAAGGAGGCCGGGAAGCCUCAGAGCGCCUUAUGCUACACUUUUAGCUCUUUUGGCUUUUGCCCAUACGGCACGUGGUGCCGCUUCCGCCACGUCCUGCCCGACGCGGUGAAAAGCACCUCGCCCAGCCUGGGGAGUGAAGGCCCGGCCUCGCCCAUGUUAGACUCCCAGUCCGCGUCGCCGUCUGCCUCCCCAAAAGCAAGCUGCGCCACAGCAUUUUCCAGCAGCAUAUUCCAGCGACGUAUGCGGCGAAUGGAGAGCGAGGAGGCCUGCGACAUGUGGGAAUUGCUGUAA
Molecule: messenger RNA, 789 nt
Organism: Nerophis lumbriciformis (worm pipefish)
Lineage: Eukaryota; Metazoa; Chordata; Actinopteri; Syngnathiformes; Syngnathidae
Source: RefSeq, a predicted model, not a curated record